UUACUUCCAGGCAAGGCUGAACUAGGGGGAAGAUUUUCUCUUUUAGAGCUCAAGUCUCUCUUCUUACAUGUUCACGUUUGAAAAGACUUGACUUUCUGAGAACUCAGAAGGGAUAGAAAGGCUGACAAGCAGAACAAGAGGAGGAUUUAUUUAUACACACUUUUUUUUUGUUCGAUUUGGGAGCACGUGGCAGCCGGUCCUGCCACUGAGCUCAUUCAGAAGUGAGGUCAUUCAGCAAAUUGUUCUCUAGAAGCAUAGCAGCUCCAGUUUUUUAUAUCACUCGACUGCCAGGAAGAGAGAAAAGACCAUGGUGGCUGGAAUGGUAAUGCCUUUGGAGGACCUGCGGGCCAUUUACGAACUGCUCUUUCGGGAUGGCGUGCUGGUUGCUAAGAAGGACAAGCGUCCCCAGACCAAGCACCCCGAGAUCCAGGCGGUCACCAACCUGCAGGUGAUGAGGGCCAUGGGCUCCCUGAAGUCCCGGGGGUAUGUGAGGGAGACCUUCGCCUGGAGACACUUCUACUGGUAUCUCACCAACGAGGGCAUUGUCUACCUGCGCGACUACCUGCGGCUGCCCCCCGAGAUCGUGCCCUCCUCCCUGCAGAGGGUCCGGCGCCCGGCAACCACCCUGAACAUCGCGCACCGGGCAGCGCGGGUCCAGACGGUGGAUGGGCCCAUCUCCUAUGCACCCAAGCCCAAUUCCAGGGUGGGGGCGGAGUCCCAAGAAUCGCUGAUGGACAGACAGGGCUACCGCCGAAAGAGGACGGCCGACGUCAACGAGGAAGUGCUGGCCGAGAGGAUGCCGAGGUUCAGGGGCCGCCCAAUGGCAGCUGAUAAGCCCAGGGCAUCAUGGGAGUUUGGGGCAGAGAGCCAGCCGGGCUUUAGGGAUGGUGAAGUACGCCCAAAGGAAGUGGGAUGGAUGAAGGAGGAGAGCCAGUUGAAGAGGACAUCUGCGGUUAAAUUCUCUCAGCCUCUUCCCGACGCCAAGGAUGGCAAACCUACCGCAGCGGUAACCUCGGAGAAGGUCUUUGGUAGAGGUCGAAAAGGGGCCGUAGAAAUGGCAGAAGUGCAAAAAAUCUCGGUGUCAAGAGAUGCAAAGUCCGUCAGCGAACAAACUGCCAGUAAAACAGCACUUCCAGCUGCCGCAGCACCGGCUAUGGCAGCAACGGCAGCAGCCGCUGUGGCUGUGGUGAUGGGCGCCACACCCACCAAGGAGGUAAAACAAAAGGCCAAGAAGGCAGAUGCAGUGAAGGUCGCCCAGGAGACCCCCAAGCCUUCACCAGACCCGGCCACCACUAAACCGGCAAUGGCAGCUAUUGGGGCGGAGUCUCCCCUCCUCACCGGGGAGGUGAAGGCCAAGAAAACCUCAGAAGUGAAGAUCGCAAGAGAACCUCUGAAAAAAGGAGUGAAAGAAGAUGUUACCACCGUACUGGCUCCAGCACCAAUGCUAACACCACCACAGUCUUCAGGCCCCAGUGGUGCCAAAAAUGGCCUAGAGGGGCAGGUUAUGAAAACCUCCAUGGUCAAAGUGGUGCACGCGGCCUCCAAACAGGCCAGUCCUGAACCAGCAGCAGGUGUCCAGGCAGUUGUAGGUAAAACGGAGGAGACGGCUGUCACUGUUGUGGUACAAAAGAAGGAAUUGAAGAUUGCCAAGACACAGAAGUCUCUGGAACUUUCAUCAGUACCCACCGAACCAGUGCUGUUGCCAGCCUCAGCUGCCUCUGCAGCCAACAAAGUCCCAGUUAAGAGCGAGAUUAAGAGUACCUUUGAAGAGAAGGUAACGCUGGAGCAGCCCGAUUCACCUUUGGCUAAAAUCCCAGCCAAAGUAACAGCUUCCACUGUGGUAGCACAGCGUGAAGCCUCUGACAACAAACCGACACAAGGAGCUCCACAAACCGCGAAAGAAAACACCGUUUCUAAGUCAGAACCUCCUGUAGAGGCUGCAGAACCCAUUCCUUCUAAGGGGGUGUCCUCAAGACAGGUGGCGCAGGGGACCCCUAAACUCUCUUUAGAAGUGAUCACGGCUGAACGAGCAGUACCUGUGAAGGCCGAGACCGCCGACGAAGUAAAGGUGACAGCCGUGGAGUUGACAGCGACAAAGACUUUCCAGACGAGCGCCACCAUUCCCGCACCCCUCCAGGAAACAGUGGCGAAGAUCCCUGUGGCGGAGUCCAUAACCUCUGCAGGGGGAGAGAAAGCAGAGCCGGGGAAGGCAGCUAAAGUGAGCGAGAGGGGGGAGACCCCCAUAAUUUCUGUCGAGGUCACUAAAACGGCAGCCCUUCCUGCUCCUGCAGAGAAGGCCCAGGCUGUGGAAAAGGGAGAGGCGCCUGCACCACCUGAAGUUUUGGCUAUAAAAAAUGCUCCGGGUCCCUCUCCCCUAACGGUCCCCUCUGCUCUGAUCACACCAUCUGCAGCUGUGAGAUCCCAAGCCUCUGCUCCCACCGACAAAGGGAAGGCGGAGCCUGCGGAGUUCACCGAGGAAAAUAUGAAGCAGGAGGUCCCAGAGCUAUCUUCCGAAAGCAAACCACCAGCGGCGGCAUUGGCAGCAGCAAAAGCAGCAGCUGGGGCUGACGCCAGCACACGAGCAGUGCAGGGAGGGCCCCCGUCACUCACUUCAGACUACGCGUCUCUUGCAGAACAGAAACAAGACAGAGGAGCUGAGCUUCACAAGGCCUCCGCAGACAGGCACCCCACACCCGCUGUCCAGCUUGCAACUGCCCCUGAGUCUGACCCGGAGUCUGAGUCCCUAGACCCGGCAGCCAUGAGGAAAAAGAUUGUGGUGGUGGAGGAGGUGAUCGAGGUCCAGCACCUCAAUGCCGCCCAGGCUUCUGAGUUCCAGCAGCAGGGGCAAAUCCUGCCACCGGACACCGACCUCGCCGGCCAGGACAUUGACAUCGACAUCCUGACGGAAUUAGCCCAGGAAAGAGCCGCGAAGGUGGAAGCCGAGGGGGGCCCCGGUGCCCCCUGUGUCUUCGCCGAACAGGACUGGGACCAUGACCUGGAGGAACCGGAAGAGAAGACCUGGCCAAACUUCAUAGAAGAUGAACGGGACCGGGUUCAGAAAAAGACCUUCACCAAAUGGGUCAACAAGCAUUUAAUUAAGCACUGGAGCGCUGAGUCUCAGCGCCAUGUGACUGACCUUUAUGAGGACCUGCGAGAUGGACACAACCUCAUCUCCCUGCUGGAGGUGCUCUCCGGGGAUACACUGCCGAGGGAGCGGGACGUUGUCAGGAACUUGCGGUUGCCCCGUGAGAAAGGACGAAUGCGCUUCCACAAACUUCAGAAUGUGCAGAUAGCACUGGACUUCCUGAAACACCGGCAGGUUAAGCUGGUGAACAUCAGGAAUGAUGACAUCGCCGAUGGGAAUCCCAAGCUGACCUUGGGGCUGAUAUGGACCAUCAUCCUUCACUUCCAGGUGUCAAAUGCUAUCUCAGAUAUCCAGGUGAACGGGCAGUCGGACGACAUGACAGCCAAGGAGAAGCUGCUGCUGUGGUCCCAGCGCAUGGCCGAGGGCUACCAGGGCAUCCGCUGCGACAACUUCACCACCAGCUGGAGGGAUGGCAAGCUGUUCAACGCCGUCAUCCACAAGCAUCAGCCCAGGCUCAUUGACAUGGGCAGGGUGUACCAGCAGUCCAACCUGGAGAAUCUGGAACAGGCUUUCAGUGUGGCUGAGAAGGACCUGGGGGUCACCCGGCUGCUGGAUCCUGAGGAUGUGGAUGUGCCACACCCAGACGAGAAGUCCAUCAUCACUUAUGUCUCCUCCCUGUACGACGCCAUGCCCCGUGUGCCUGACGUGCAGGAUGGUGUCAAAGCCAACGAGCUGGAGCUGCGAUGGCAGGAAUACUACGAGGUGGUCACCCUGCUGCUCCAGUGGAUCACACACCAUUCCAUCGUCUUUGAGGAGAGGAGGUUCCCCACCAGCUACGAGGAGAUUGAGAUUCUGUGGCGCCAGUUCCUGAAAUUCAAAGAGACUGAACUCCCAGCAAAGGAAUCGGACAAGAACCGCUCUAAGCACAUCUACAAAUCUUUGGAGGGUGCGGUCCAGGCCGGUCAGAUCAAAGUUCCCCCACGAUACCACCCCAUCGACGUUGAGAAAGAAUGGGGGCGUCUGCACGUGGCCAUUCUGGAAAGAGAGAGGCUGCUCAGGACAGAGUUUGAGAGAUUGGAGAGACUUCAGAGGAUUGUCAGUAAAGUCCAGAUGGAGUCAGGAGUGUGUGAGGAGCAGCUCAACCAGGUGGAGACACUGCUGCAGUCGGACAUUCGUCUGCUGAAUGCGGGGAAGCCUGCCAUGAACACUCGCGAGGUGGAUAAAGACCUGGACAAGGCCGACGGUAUGAUCAGGCUGCUCUUCAACGAUGUGCAGCUGCUCAAAGAUGGGCGACAUCUGCAAGCUGAGCAGAUGUACAGGAGGGUCUACCGCCUCCACGAGCGCCUGGUUAACCUGCGCACCGAGUACAACCUGCGGCUGAAGUCCGGCAUGACCACCACCGAGAUCACCAAGACGACCAUCUCCAUGGGAGGCCAGCAGUCCAGCAUGAAGAUGCGCCCCGAGCUGGACGAAGUGACGCUCCGCUACGUCCAGGACCUGCUGGCCUGGGUAGAGGAGAACCAGCGACGGAUCGAGACAGCCGAGUGGGGCUCCGACCUGCCCACUGUCGAGUCGCAGCUGGGCAGCCACAGGGGCCUGCACCAGACCAUCGAGGACUUCCGCUCCAAGAUCGAGCGCGCACGCGCCGACGAGAGCCAGCUGUCUCCUGUCAGUAAGGGGGCAUACAGAGACUAUCUGGGAAAGCUGGAUCAGCAAUAUGCUAAGCUGCUGAUCUCGUCCAAAUCUCGUCUUCGCCACCUGGACCAGCUCCAUGCUUUUGUCAUCGCUGCCACCAAGGAGCUCAUGUGGCUCAAUGAGAAGGAGGAGGAAGAGGUGCACUAUGACUGGAGUAACCGCAACACCAACAUGACCGCCAAGAAAGACAACUACUCGGGUCUUAUGCGCGAGCUGGAACUUAGGGAGAAGAAGGUGAAUGAGAUCCAGGCCACCGGCGAGAGGCUUCUGAAGGAGGGCCACCCGGGCAGGAAGACUGUGGAGGCAUUCACAGCUGCCCUGCAGACCCAGUGGAGCUGGAUCCUCCAGCUGUGCUGCUGCAUCGAAGCCCACCUCAAGGAGAACACCGCCUACUACCAGUUCUUUGCCGAUGUGAAAGAGGCAGAGGAGCGGUUGAAGAAGAUGCAGGAGAACAUGAGGAAGAAGUACACCUGCGACCGCUCUGUCACAGUCACCCGCCUGGAGGACCUGCUGCAGGAUGCCAUGGAAGAGAAGGAGCAGCUGAACGAGUUUAAGACUCAUAUCGCCGGCCUGAACAAGCGGGCCAAGACCAUCAUCCAGCUGAAGCCGCGUGACCCAGCAACGCCCCUCAAGGGCAAACUGCCAGUCCAGGCUGUCUGCGACUUCAAACAGAUGGAGAUUACAGUCCACAAGGGCGAGGAGUGCGCACUGCUGAAUAACUCCCAGCCCUACAAGUGGAAGGUCCUGAACAAGUCCGGAAAUGAGUCUGUGGUUCCGUCUGUUUGCUUCAUCAUCCCACCCGUUAAUAAGGAAGCCAUGGAUAGUGUGUCCAAUCUGGACGGAACUCACCAGAACGUGGUGUCCAUGUGGCAGAGGCUGCAUAUUGACCUGAGGAGCAUGCUGUCCUGGCAGUACCUGAUGAGGGACAUCCAGCAGGUCCGCUCCUGGAACAUCCUCAUGUUUAAGACCAUGAAGGUGGAGGAGUAUAAGAUAGUUCUGCGGAACCUGGAGCUGCACUACCAGGAAUUCAUGCGCGACAGCCAGGACUCUCAGCUGUUCGACGCAGACGACCGCAUGCAGAUCGAAGGCGACUACAACAAGUCCACACAGUACUACGACAACCUGAUGCGUUCGGUGGAGAAAGGCUCUGUCGUCAGCCCCCAAGGCGAAAAAGAUGAGUCCGUGUGCAAGAGCUACAUCAGCCAGAUCAAGGACCUGCGUCUACAGCUGGAGGACUGUGAGGCUCGAACUGUGAACCGGAUCCGCCAGCCCGUGGACAAGGACCCACUCAAGGACUGUGCCCAGAGGGCCUCCGAGCAGAAGAAAAUCCAGAUUGAGCUGGAGAGCAUCAAGAAGAACCUGGACAAGGUGGCGGAGAAGACGGAGGACAUCCUGGCCUCUCCACAGCAGUCCAGCUCCACCCCUAUUCUGCGCUCAGAGUUUGACAUCACCCUACAGAAGAUGGGCCACAUCUACAGCCUGUCCUCCAUCUAUCUGGACAAGCUGAAGACCAUUGAAUUGGUCAUCCGCAACACACAGGAAGCUGAAGACGUGCUGAAGACACAUGAGGACCGUCUGCGGGAGGUCAACAAGGUCCCCACUGACCUCAAGGAGGUGGAGACAUACCGUACACAGCUGAAGAAAAUGCGCGCUGAAGCAGAGGGCAAGCAGCCUGUGUUUGACGGCUUGGAGGACGAGGUGCGCAAGGCCACGACAGUGAGCGACCGCAUGUCCCGCGUCCACAGCGAGCGCGACAGUGAGCUGGACCACUACCGCCACCUGCUGGGCAGCCUGCAGGAGCGCUGGCAGGCCAUCUUCGCCCAGAUCGAUGUGCGCCAGCGCGAGCUGGAGCAGCUGGGCCGGCAGCUGGGCUACUACCGCGAGAGCUACGACUGGCUCAUUCGCUGGAUCGCUGACGCCAAGCAGCGCCAGGAGAAGAUCCAGGCCGUGCCCAUCAGCGACAGCAAGACCCUCAAGGAACAGCUGGCGCAGGAGAAGAAACUUCUGGAAGAGAUUGAGAAAAACAAAGAAAAGGUUGACGAGUGUCAGAAAUAUGCCAAGGGGUACAUUGAUGCCAUCAAGGAUUAUGAAUUGCAACUGGUGACAUACAAAGCUCUUGUGGAACCUUUGGCAUCCCCCCUGAAGAAGACCAAAAUGGAAUCUGCUUCAGAUAACAUCAUCCAGGAAUAUGUGACUCUGAGAACCCGCUACAGCGAGCUGAUGACUCUAACCAGCCAGUACAUCAAGUUCAUCACCGACACACAGCGCCGCCUGGAGGACGAGGAGAAAGCUGCAGAAAAACUUAAAGAGGAAGAGAGGAAAAAGAUGGCGGAUAUGCAGGCUGAGUUAGACAAACAGAAGCAGUUAGCUGAGGCUCACGCAAAAGCUAUUGCAAAAGCAGAGAAAGAGGCCCAGGAGCUGAAGCUGAAAAUGCAGGAAGAGGUUAGCAAGCGGGAGGUUGUUGCUGUGGAUGCCGCGAAGCAAAAGCAAAAUAUCCAGCAGGAGCUGCAUGAGCUCAAGAACCUCUCUGAGCAGCAGAUCCAAUCUAAGAGCCAGCAAGUGGAGGAGGCCCUGCAUUACCGCACUAAAAUUGAGGAGGAGAUACGUAUCAUCAGGCUCCAGUUGGAGACCACAGUCAAGCAGAAAGGCACUGCCGAGUCUGAGCUCCAGAAGCUCAGGGAGAGGGCAGAUGAGGCUGAGCGCCUAAGGAAAAUCGCCCAGGAGGAGGCAGAGAAGCUCCGCAAGCAGGUGAAUGAGGAGACCCAGAAGAAGCGCAAGGCUGAAGAAGAGCUGAAGCUGAAGUCAGAGGCAGAGAAGGAGGCUGCCAGGCAGAAGCAGAAAGCCCUAGAUGACCUGAACAAGCUCAAGAUGGAGGCUGAGGAGGCGGAGCGGCGCAUGAAGCAGGCUGAGAUGGAGAAGGAGCGUCAAAUCAAAGUGGCCCAAGACGUGGCACAGAAGACUGCUGCCGCUGAGCUCCAGAGUAAGCGCAUGUCAUAUGCCGAGAAGACCACCAAGUUAGAAGAAUCCCUCAAGCAAGAGCACGGCACUGUCAUCCAGCUGCAGGAAGAAGCAGCGCGCCUUAAGAAGCAGCAAGAAGAUGCUGAAAAGGCGAGAGAGGAAGCAGAAAAGGAGCUGGAGAAAUGGAGGCAGAAGGCUAAUGAGGCCCUUCGUUUAAGACUCCAAGCUGAGGAGGAGGCUCACAAGAAGUCCCUUGCUCAGGAGGAGGCGGAGAAACAGAAGGAUGAAGCCGACCGGGAGGCUAAGAAGAGGACUAAAGCUGAGGAGUUGGCCCUGAAGCAGAAAGAGACAGCAGAGAAAGAGCUGGAGAAGCAGAGGAAGCUGGCUGAGGGCACUGCACAACAGAAACUCUCAGCAGAGCAGGAGCUCAUCCGUCUGAGGGCAGACUUUGACCAUGCAGAGCAGCAGAGGUCUCUACUGGAAGACGAACUUUCCCGCCUCAAAAAUGAGGUCAGCGCCGCCGUCAAACAGAGGAUGCAGUUGGAAGAGGAACUUGCUAAAAUGAAGAAGGAAAUGGAAUCCCUCCUGGCACAGAAGUCCAAGGCUGAAAAGGAGUCCAGGUCCAACACUGAGAAAAGCAAACAACUCCUUGAGACUGAAGUGGCAAAGAUGAGGGACCUGGCUGAAGAGGCAGCAAAGAUGAGAGCAAUUGCUGAAGAAGCAAAAAAGCAGAGGCAAGUGGCAGAAGAGGAAGCAGCUCACCAGAGAGCGGAAGCUGAGCGAAUCCUCAAAGAAAAGCUGGCUGCCAUCAAUGAAGCCACCCGUUUGAAAACCGAGGCUGAGAUUGCCCUCAAAGAGAAAGAGGCAGAGAAUGAGAGACUGAGAAGGCAGGCUGAAGCUGAAACUUACCAGAGGAAGGCACUGGAAGAUCAGGCUAGCCAGCACAAGCAGGACAUUGAAGAAAAGAUCAACCUGCUCAAGAAGUCUUCUGACACUGAAUUGGAAAGGCAGAAAACUAUCGUGGAGGAAACCCUUAAGCAGCGUAGAAUUGUUGAAGAGGAAAUUCGCAUCCUCAAGCUCAACUUUGAGAAGGCCUCCUCAGGCAAACUGGACCUUGAGCUGGAGCUGAACAAACUAAAAAACAUGGCAGACGAGACGCAGCAAAGCAAAAUCCAGGCUGAAAAGGAAGUUGAGAAAUUCCGAAAGCUAGCUCUGGAGGAGGAGAAUAAGAGAAAACAGGCUGAGGAGAAAGUAAAAAAGAUUGCUGCUGCUGAAGAGGAAGCUGCUCGCCAGCGCAAGGUUGCUCAGGAUGAGGUGGAACGCCUUAAAAAGAAGGCUGAAGAAGCCAAAAAGCAAAAAGAGGAUGCUGACAAGGAGGCAGAGAAGCACAUCGUUUUAGCUAAAGAGGCUGCACAGAAAUGCAGUGCUGCACAGCAGCAAGUUCAGAGUGUCCGUGAUCAGCAGAAGGAAGACAGUAUCAAGAUGAAGGAGGACUUUGAGAAAGCCAAAAAGCUGGCGAAAGAGGCAGAGGCUGCCAAAGAAAAAGCUGAAAGAGAGGCUGCUCUCCUUCGUCAACAAGCAGAGGAAGCAGAGCGUCAGAAGCAAGCUGCUGAAGAGGAAGCCGCCAAACGAGCCAAAGCUCAGGAAGAUGCUGAGCGACUGAGGAAGGAAGCUGAGUUUGAGGCUGCCAAGCGGGCCCAAGCUGAAGCAGCAGCUUUGAAACAAAAGCAGCAGGCAGAUGCAGAGAUGGCCAAGCACAAGCAGCUGGUGGAGAAAACACUGAAACAGAAGUCACAGGUCGAGAAGGAGCUGACUGUGGUGAAACUACAGCUGGAUGAGACAGACAAGCAGAAGUCUCUGCUUGAUGAAGAGCUGCAGCGCCUCAAAGACGAGGUCACUGAUGCAGUCAAGCAAAAGGCCCAAGUGGAGGAUGAGCUGUUCAAAGUCAAGAUCCAAAUGGAGGAGCUGAUGAAGCUGAAGCUCAGGAUUGAGGAUGAGAACAGGCGGCUGAUCAAGAAAGACAAGGACAACAUGCAGAAGUUCUUGGAAGAGGAAGCAGAGAACAUGAAAAAGCUGGCCGAGGAUGCCGCCCGCCUCAGUGUAGAGGCCCAGGAGGCUGCUCGAAUGAGGCAGAUUGCUGAGUCUGAUCUUGCCCAGCAGAGGGCACUUGCUGAGAAAAUGCUUAAGGAGAAAAUGCAAGCCAUUCAAGAGGCUUCGAAGCUAAAAGCUGAAGCAGAGAUGCUCCAGAAACAGAAAGACCUGGCUCAGGAGCAGGCUCAGAAACUUCUUGAGGACAAACAACUCAUGCAGCAGCGCUUGGAGGAGGAGACCGAAGGUUUCCAGAAGUCCCUAGAGGCUGAACGCAAGAGGCAGCUAGAGAUCACAGCCGAGGCAGAGAAGCUCAAGCUUAGGGUGUCUCAGCUCAGCAGCGCCCAAUCCAAAGCAGAAGAGGAGGCUAAGAAAUACAAGAAACAGGCAGAUGAGAUCAGUGCUCGUCUCCAUGAAACAGAGCUUUCCACAAAAGAGAAGAUCACAGCAGUGGAGAGACUGGAAGUGCAGAGAGUACACAGCAGCAAUGAGGCAGAUGAGCUGCGAAAAGCCAUCACUGAGCUUGAAAAAGAAAAGGAGAAGCUGAAAAGGGAGGCUGCAGAUUUACAGAAUAAGUCUAAAGAGAUGGCUACUGCUCAGCAGGAACAAAUUAAACAGGAAAAGACAAUCCUCCAGCAGACUUUCAUAACCGAAAAGGAAAUGCUGUUGAAGAAAGAAAAGCUCAUCGAGGAUGAGAAAAAGAAGCUGGAAAAACAGUUUGAGGAUGAGGUCAACAAAGCUAAAGCCCUCAAGGAUGAACAGGAGCGGCAGAAGAAGGCCAUGGAAGAGGAACGGAAAAAACUGCAAGCCACCAUGGAUGCGGCCCUCAAGAAGCAGAAAGAGGCUGAGGAGGAGAUGCGCAACAAGCAGAAAGAGAUGCAAGACCUUGAGAAGAAAAGGCUUGAGCAGGAGAAACUGCUUGCUGAGGAGAACAAGAAGCUACGCGAGAAACUACAGCAGCUCCAGGUCACGCAGGAGGCACCAACAUCCCAUACACGUGAGAUUGAGAUCCAGACCGAUGCAGUUCCUGAGGGCGAGCUCGUUCACAGCACUAUGGUUGGGACAUCAAUGUCAGUCCCCAAUGGCCAGGGUGCUACAGAUGAUGUUGACAGCCAAAAAAGAAAUGGAGAAUCACCAUUUGCUUUUGAUGGCAUUCGUGAGAAGGUGCCUGCCAGUAGGCUGUAUGAAAUAGGCUUGUUGAGCAAGAAAGAGUAUGAUAAGUUGAAGAAGGGCAAAACUACUGUGCACGACCUGAGUCAGACUGACAAACUAAAAACAUAUCUGAAAGGCAAGAACUGCAUUGGUGGAGUCUUACUGGAUCCCAACAAUAAAAUGAGCAUCUAUCAAGCCAUGAAGGAGAAGAAAUUAACUCCUGGAUCUGCAGUGGUGCUCCUUGAAGCUCAAGCAGCUUCUGGGUAUGUCAUUGACCCAGUAAAGAAUAAGAAGCUUUCUGUCAACGAAGCUGUGAAAGAGGGACUGCUUGGACCUGAACUGCAUAAUAAAUUGCUUUCUGCUGAAAAGGCAGUCACCGGUUAUAAAGAUCCUUACUCAGGGGGCAAAAUCUCUCUCUUUGAAGCAAUGAAGAAAAACCUCAUUGUCCGAGACCACGCCAUCCGACUGCUUGAAGCACAGAUAGCAACUGGAGGAAUAAUUGAUCCAGUCAAUAGUCACCGUUUGCCCAUUGAAACAGCUUACAAGCAGGGACAAUUUGAUGCAGAGAUGUACAAAAUUCUGUCAGACCCUUCAGAUGACACAAAAGGAUUCUUCGAUCCAAACACUCAGGAGAACCUCACGUACCAGCAGUUAAUGGACCGGUGUGUCACAGAUCCAGAAACAGGUGUGGUCCUCCUGCCUAUCACAGAGAAAGCUGCACAAAGUGAAAGGUCAUACACUGAUGAAGAAACAAAGGAUGUGUUCAACAAGACUACAGUUUCUGUACCAUUUGGAAGAUUCAAGGGAAAGACAAUCACAAUCUGGGAAAUCAUUAAUUCUGAGUACUUUACCGAGGAACAGAGAAAGGACCUGAUCCGACAAUAUAGGACUGGAAAAAUCACAGUUGAAAAAAUAAUCAAGAUUGUUAUUACUGUGGCGGAGGAAAAAGAGAAAAAGAAAGAAAUUGCAUUUGACGGUCUGAGAGCACCUGUUCCUGCCACUGAACUUUUGGAGUCUAAGAUUAUUGACAAAGACCUUUACAAUAAACUGCACAAGGGUAACAAAUCAGUUAAAGAAGUAUCUGAACUUGAGCCAGUUAAGAAGGCCUUGAAGGGUACAAACUGUAUUGCUGGAGUUAUUAUUGAGUCAAGCAAAGAGAAAAUGCCUCUGUACCAAGCCAUGAAGAAAGAUUUGCUGAGAAAAGAGCCUGCAUUACAUUUGCUGGAAGCACAAGCUGGAACUGGUUUUAUCAUUGACCCAGUCUCAAAUCAAAAACUCACUGUGGAUGAGGCUGUCAAAGCAGGUGUUGUUGGUCCUGAGCUGCAUGAAAAACUACUGUCUGCUGAGAGAGCUGUCACUGGAUACAAAGAUCCCUACACUGGAAAGACUGUCUCUCUGUUUGAAGCAAUGCAGAAGGAACUCAUCAACAAGGACCAAGCCAUCCGUCUUCUUGAAGCUCAGGUGGCAACAGGAGGAAUCAUUGACCCGGUGAAAAGCCAUCGCAUCCCAGAUGAUGUUGCCUACAAACGAGGCUACUAUGAUGAAGACAUGAAUCAGAUCCUGAGCAACCCAACAGAUGACACCAAGUGCUUCUUUGACCCCAAUACUCAGGAAAAUGUCACAUACUCUCAACUCCUAAACAAGUGUGUGACAGACAAAACAACUGGUCUUCAGCUUCUUCCCUUGUCAGAGAAAGCUAUCAAUGCAAAGGAGGAGACUACCUACACUGAAGUUCAGACUAAAGAGGUAUUGAACCAGACAACAGUGGAGUUAGACUCUGGACCCUUCAAAGGAAGAAAAGUAACCAUCUGGGAGAUCAUCAACUCAGAAUACUUAACAGAAGAACAAAGACUUGAGCUGAUUAGACAAUACAGAACCGGUAAAGUGACAAUUGAAAAGAUUGUAAAGAUUGUAAUUACAAUCAUUAAUGAGAAAGAGAGCAAAAAGCAAGACCAAGCCAACUUAAAGGGACUUCGAGCUCCAGUUCCUGCCAGCUCACUGCUCAGCUCCAAAAUUAUUGAUAAACCCACUUUUGAUCAGCUGCAACAAGGCAAAAAGACACCAAAAGAAAUCAGUGAAGUUGAUUCGGUGAAGAAGUAUUUGCAGGGCACUGACAGCAUUGCAGGCAUCUUUGUUGAGCCAACCAAAGAAAAAAUGAGCAUUUAUCAAGCUAUGAAGAAGAAACUUCUGAGGCAAAACACAGGCCUUUCUUUGCUGGAAGCUCAAGCAGCCACUGGGUUCAUUGUUGAUCCAGUCAAGAAUCAGUGUCUCACAGUGGACGAGGCUGUUAAAGCAAGUAUUGUUGGUCCAGAGCUUCAUGAAAAACUUCUCUCUGCUGAAAAGGCAGUGACUGGUUAUCAUGACCCUUAUACCGGUGAGAAGAUCUCCAUCUUCCAGGCCAUGCAGAAGGAACUCAUUCCAAAGGAGCAUGCAAUGCCGCUCCUGGAAGCUCAGGUAGUCUCAGGAGGAAUCAUUGACCCAGUUAACAGUCACCGCCUACCCAUUGAUGUAGCCUUUCAGCGUGGCUUUUUAAACAAAAAGACAGCAGAUACCCUUGCUGAGCCUUCUGAUGAAACAAAAGCCUUCUCUGAUCCAAACACCGAUGAGAGUGUGACUUACAAACAACUGAAAGAGAGGUGCAUGAGGGAUCCUGGAACAGGUCUUUGUUUUGUACCCCUCUCAAAACCUCAGGCUCCAACUGUGGUGGAAAAGACCUACCUGUACACUGAGGAGCAAACCCAGAAUGACCUGUCAAGCACUCAAGUUGAUAUCCCACAUGAAAGCUUUGCUGGACAGUCUAUGUCCCUCUGGGAUGUCAUGAACUCCAACCUUCUUCCUGAGGAAGAAAGGCUGAAGCUCCUUGAAGAAUACCGUGCAGGUAAAAUCACAAAGGAGCGCAUGAUCAUCAUCAUCAUUGAAAUAAUGGAGCAAAGAGAGAUCAUUAAGACUGAGCGUACAAUGACAUGUGACAUGAUCAGACGAAGAGUUACCAUUGAAGAGCUGUACAGCGCUCGCAUAAUUGACUUGGAAACCUACAACUUGCUGAAACAAGAAAAGAAAACCAUUCGGGAGGUAAUGGAAAUGCCAAAUGUGAAGAAGUACCUGUUUGGCACAGGUAGCAUUGCUGGUGUGAUGGCUGACUCUUCCUCCAAGAUAGGGCUUUAUCACGCAAUGAAGAGAGGGCUUUUGAAACCUGAAAUUGCCCUCAGCCUACUGGAGGCACAGGCUGCAACAGGUUUCAUCAUUGAUCCAGUGAGGAAUGAAAUGCUCACAGUAGACGAGGCUGUCCGCAAGAAUGUAGUGGGUCCAGAAAUCCACGAUAAGCUUCUGUCAGCUGAGAGAGCAGUCACUGGUUACAGGGAUCCUUACAGUGGCAAAAUUAUUUCAAUUUUCCAAGCAAUGAAAAAAGCCCUAAUUCCAGAAGAGUAUGCCCUCAAGCUGUUGGAUGCCCAGGCUGCCACUGGUGGCAUCAUGGAUCCAGAAUUCAAUUUCCACCUUCCUACAGAUGUUGCCAUCCAGCGUGGAUACAUCAACAAAGAAACAAAUGAAAAGCUCUCUGGUGACUUGCAGGAAUAUGUAGAUCCCAUGACCGAAGAAAAAAUGUCUUAUGCACAGCUGCUUAAGAGAUGCAAGGUUGAUGGUGACAGCGGUAUGCGCUUGCUUUCACUGGCAGACAGGAGGCUGCUGUUCAAGGGUCUAAGAAAACAAAUCACUAUGGAAGAACUGAUCCGUUCUCAGAUCAUAGAUCAAAAGACAGUCGCACAACUUAAUGAAGGUCUGAUUACAGUGGAAGAAGUGAGCAGAACCCUCCAGAAGUACCUUGAAGGUACUAGCUGCAUUUCUGGAGUUUUUAUUGAGUCAAAUAAAGACCGUUUGUCAAUUUACCAAGCAAUGAAGAAGAACAUGAUUCGGCCAGGAACAGCAUUUGAAUUGCUGGAAGCUCAAGCAGCCACAGGGUAUGUGAUAGAUCCAAUAAAGAAUCUCAAAUUGACUGUUAAUGAGGCUGUAAGGAUGGGAAUUGUGGGGCCAGAGUUCAAAGACAAACUUCUUUCUGCUGAGCGAGCUGUGACUGGAUACAGAGACCCUUAUUCGGGCAAGACCAUUUCCCUUUUCCAGGCAAUGAAAAAGGGUCUUAUCCUGAAAGACCACGGGAUUCGUCUACUGGAGGCUCAGAUUGCCACAGGUGGAAUCAUUGACCCUGAGGAGAGUCACCGCUUGCCAGUUGAGAUUGCCUAUAAGCGUGGCCUCUUUGAUGAAGAGAUGAAUGAAAUUCUUACUGACCCAUCUGAUGACACCAAGGGCUUCUUUGACCCAAACACUGAGGAAAACCUGACCUACCUGCAACUGAUGGAGAGAUGCAUCACUGACCCAGAAACUGGACUUGUGCUUUUGCUUCUGAAGGAGAAGAAGCGUGAGAGGAAGACAUCUUCCAAAUCCUCUGUUCGCAAACGCAGAGUAGUCAUUGUAGAUCCAGAGACCGGCAAAGAGAUGUCUGUGUAUGAGGCAUACCGCAAAGGGCUCAUUGACCAUCAGACCUACCUGGAACUUGCGGAGCAGGAGUGUGAGUGGGAAGAAAUCACAAUAACAUCCUCUGAUGGUGUGGUGAAGUCCAUGAUCAUUGAUAGGAGGUCUGGACGGCAGUAUGACAUUGACGAUGCCCUUGCAAAAGCCCUCAUUGAUAAGUCUUCUUUGGAGCAAUACCGUGCUGGUACCCUAUCUAUCACGGAAUUUGCUGACAUGUUGUCUGGGAACAUGGGUGGCAUCCGUUCUAGGUCAUCCUCAUUUGGCUCAACUUCAUCAUAUCCCAUGAGCCCUAUUCCCUCCCUCAAAACUCCUGCCACCAUAUGGAAUGACCCAUCAGAAGAGACAGGUCCUGUGGCAGGCAUACUGGAUACAGACACCCUAGAGAAGGUGACCAUUACUGAAGCUAUGCAUCGGAAUCUCGUAGACAACAUCACUGGUCAAAGGCUGCUUGAAGCUCAGGCCUGCACUGGUGGCAUCAUUGACCCCAGCACAGGAGAAAAGUUCUCUGUUGCUGAUGCAGUCAAUAAAGGACUUGUUGACAAGAUCAUGGUUGAUCGCAUCAACCUAGCUCAGAAGGCUUACAAUGGGUUUGAAGACCCCAGAACCAAAACCAGAAUGUCUGCUGCUCAAGCCUUAAAGAAGGGCUGGCUCUACUAUGAAGCCGGUCAGCGCUUCUUGGAAGUUCAGUAUCUCACUGGUGGACUGAUAGAGCCAGACAUCCCAGGCAGAGUCACCAUAGAUGACGCUAUUAAGAAGGGUACACUGGAUGCACGCACUGCCCAGAAGCUGAGAGAUGUGAGCGCUUACACAAAAUACCUGACUUGCCCCAAAACCAAACUGAAAAUAUCCUACAAAGAUGCCAUGGACAGAAGCAUGAUUGAAGAAGGAUCUAGCCUACGUCUACUGGAGGCCUCCUCCACCUCAAGCAAAGGCCUUUACAGUCCCUACAAUGUCAGUGGUUCUGGGUCAACCUCCGGCUCCCGGUCUGGAUCUAGGACUGGCUCCAGAUCAGGCUCCAGACGAGGCAGUUUUGACGCAACUGGUUCUGGUUUCACCAUGAACUUAUCUUCAUCCACCUACAGUUCCACCAGCUAUGGCCGUCGUUAUGAUGCUGGGCCACACAGUGGACUGAAUAUGGAUCAGCUAAUGCUGGCUCUCACAGCAGUCAAAAUGAGCAGAACCUGUGGCUCAGAGGAAAGAGCAAUCUUCACCACAACACUACCAAUGCACUCCCCAGUUGCAUAAUUCAAAGUAAAAGAAGUUCUUAAAAAGCAAAAAAACAAAAAAAAAAGGAAAAAAAUAUUAUUUAUUCUGCUCUGCAUGUGGUUGCAUUUUUAAACUGCAGUGACAAGUCAAACUGCUGUACUGCUGGAAAUAGUUUCAUGGACAUAGUUAUUUUAUUUGGUGUGGAUAUUCAGAGCUAAAUCUUUAUCUGUCUAACCUAUGUUUUAAAAAAAUUCUGAGAAAAUUUUUAUAGUUUAACUUUACAGCCAUUUUAAUCCAUUAUAGAGUAUGAGUGCAUUGUUUUUAAGUGCAAGAACCUUGCAAAUCUUUUUAAUUUCUUAUUUAAUUACUACUUUCUAAUACUUAAAUUGCCAAGUUGACGUCAUUUCAUUUUUAUUGCAGUUGAGCUUAAAAGGUAAUGUAUAAAUAGCAAGCGAAAAUAGGUAUUUUCCAAACUUCAUGUGUCAUCUCUUUUGUUGAUUUACAGUGUUUUUCUUUCUUUUUUGAAUUUAUUGAAGAGAAUAGUCCACAAUAUAUGCCAAGAUAAAAUAUAAAAUUGCUGUUUACUAGAGUAAAAUUAUAUAUAUAUGGCUUCAUAUUUCUAAAUAUGUGUAUAGGUGUCUCAUCAUAAUCAUUUUACAAAGUGGAAAUUAUUAUCUGGAAAAGUAUAAAACAAUUAUUUGCUUGCUAUCUGCAGAGCAGAAUAAAAAAUAAGAUGGAAAAGUAUAAAAACACUACACUUACACUACACUGGAAGAAAACUAAAGCUUCAAGAUUCUAGAAUUUUUUGCAACUUUCUUAUACUGCCAGUAACCACAUCCCCUGAGCAAAACUUGCAUCAGAUGCCACCCCAUCUAAAUCUUGAUUACCACUAAACAGUGUGCACAUAGUGAGAAACCCUCCUCAGAAGACCAUACUGUCAUUCCCAUUUUCCACAAAA
Molecule: messenger RNA, 17666 nt
Organism: Anguilla rostrata (American eel)
Lineage: Eukaryota; Metazoa; Chordata; Actinopteri; Anguilliformes; Anguillidae
Gene: pleca
Product: plectin a
Exons: 35
Coding region: 308-16747 (5479 amino acids)
Biological process (GO): wound healing; intermediate filament cytoskeleton organization; hemidesmosome assembly
Cellular component (GO): hemidesmosome; cytoskeleton; focal adhesion
Molecular function (GO): ankyrin binding; structural constituent of cytoskeleton; cadherin binding
Source: RefSeq, a predicted model, not a curated record